CCGUUCCACAAUUUAUACCCGCCCACAAACAGACAGACAAUGUAUCUUUGAAUUACACUUAAUCUGAGUACCCUAUUGAAAUGGAAAAUGAUCAACUCUGUUCUCUGGAUAUUACUCUUGCUCGAAAGUGAUCUGAUUGAUGCUGUAAAUGUGUCGGGAAAAGAGGGAAUGAAAGUAACUUUACCGACUGGACUUAAUGACCUACCUAUUGGCACUAUUAUGGCAUGGUCUUUCCCAUUGAGUCGUUCAGAUUCAUUUGAUAACAUAGCGCUGCUGAAUGCUGGUGUGAUUAAAACGGACUACAGUAGGACGUUUAAAGACAGACUGAAGCUGGAUACUCAGACUGGAUCUCUCACCAUCAGAAACCUCAGCAUCAGCGACUCUGGACUUUAUAAAAUAAUUAUCAUCAAUACACAGAGUUCAUCUAAGAUUACAAAUCUAACUGUCUAUGCCUCAGUGUCUGCUCCUCACAUCAGUCACUCAGUGGACAGUCCAUUUGAAAAAGUGAGCUGUUCCUUGGUGUGCACUGUGAAGAACGGGAGAGAGGUGAUCUUGUCCUGGUACAGAGGAGGGGAGAUACUCAACCAGACCAGCAGCCCUGAUAUUCUAGCCAAUCUCUCUCUCCCUCUGGAGUUAAACACAAGAAAUGUUGACACCUACAGCUGUGAGGCUUCCAACCCUGCUGACUCAAAACCAACUCCACUCAACAUUGAAACGCUCUGCCCUCAAUUGUCCUCACGCUCUGCCCUCAAAGGGUCUGGUCGCAAUCCUGUCCCAAUCGCACUGGUCACAUUGCUAUCAGUUGGGAUAAUAAGUGGUGGUAUAUUCUGGGCAGUUAAAAUAAUAAAAUGUGGAGCCUGCAAGCAAAGAGAAGAAGAAGGAUCCUGAUGUGAACUUUCAGAGAUUGGUAAGGACUGGAUUCAAUCACUCCUCUCUCAAAGCUGUGACCUUGGCGUGGUUUAGAGGCUUGUGUGUCUCAAUGACCCUGAGAGCUACGCCGGAGGGGGCAUGGGCCCCUGGUAGGUUUAGCCAUUCCGGAUUGGUCUUAGGUCAGGGGCCAGACCAACGACAGCAUUGGUCCUACAUGUUUCACGUUGGGAUGGUGCUAUAGGUUGGCAACCAUAACACUCUGACAAUGUUAAAUACUGUGUAUGUCUUUACUGUCAUUUUAAAUGUGUUUUUUUCAUAGUAUUGUACCUUUUAUUUUACAAGAAAUAUGCUUGAUAAAAAUGCAAUUUAAUUGUUGUUGUUGUUUAAGUCUUAACAUUUGUCAACCACAAGGUUGACCUGGUCCUUGUGCUCCAGCUCAGCAAAUUACAUUCCCCCCCCCCCCCCAAAAAAAACAAAAAGCCAUAAAGAUUUUAUACCUUUCUCACAUUUAUACCUUUCAUUGCCACUAUUGUAUACUUGAGUGUCAUUUCACAUACAAAUAGCACCGCUAUUUAUUUGUCUGUUGCAUAAUGUGUAUGUCUUUAGUGUUAUUUCAUUGUGGUGUACGUUACUUGGUAAAAAUACUAUAUUAUUAUUGUUAUUUAGGUCAUAACAUUUGUCUGAAAACCAGGAUUAGUAGUAUUUAAACAAUCAAAUUAGUUAAAUCAUGGCACCACAUCCACUCCCUGAAACAGUUUUACCAUUUAUUUUCAAAAUGCUUGUAACCGACUUCCCAAACCUACUGAUCUCAUGGGCAUGUUUAAACUUGUGGGGAAUGUUUUCACAAAGGUUUGUCCUACCUGUAUCUCCGCUCUAGAGAGUCUCUUAUGUUCUCCACUAUUUACCAAAUGACAUUAAAGCCUGAUAGGAAGGUUUCUGUAGUGUUCUUAGCCACAUUGGACAUAAGUGUCAUAGUCAUUAACUUAAUAGAAAGUCAAUAAGUUAGCUUAACAUUAUUGAAUAUCAACCAGAUACAGCACACUACUACCAGUAUACUGUAAUUGAUGCAGGGUUAAGAUGUGGGUUUGGCAGGGGAGGAAUGUACAACUCAAUACAUUACAGAGAAAACUCUUUGGGAAUGAGCAGAUACGAGUAGUGAUAAGACAAUGGGAAAGUACACAGAACAGGUAAGAUAAGACCGGAAAAAGACAUAGGUUAGCAUAAAUACAGUACCGGUCAAAAGUUUGGACACCUACUCAUCCAAGGGUUUUUCUUUAUUUUUACUAUUUUUACAUCGUAAAAUAAUAUUGAAGACAUCAAAACUAUGAAAUAACAUGGAAUCAUGUAGUAACCAAAAAAAGUGUUAAACGAAUCAAAAUAUAUUUUAGAUUUUAGAUUCUUCAAAGUAGCCACCCUUUGCCUUGAUGACCGCUUUGCACACUCCUGGCAUUCUCUCAACCAGCUUCACCUGGAAUGCUUUUCCAACAGUCUUGAAGGAGUUCCGACAUACCCUAAUCACUUUUUGGCUGCUUUUUCUUCAUUCUGUGGUCCAGCCCAUCCCAAACCAUCUCAAUUGCAUUGAGGUCAGGUGAUUGUGGAGGCCAGGUCAUCUGAUGCAGCAUUACAUCACUCUCCUUCUUGGUCAGAUAGCCCACACCUGGAGGUGUGUUGGGUCAUUGCUCUGUUGAAAAACAAAUGACAGUCCCACUAAGUGCAAACCAGAUGUGAUGGGAUAUUGCUGCAGAAUGCUGUGGGUAGCCAUGCUUGUUAAGUGUUCUUUGAAUUCUAAAUAAAUCAAUGACAGUGUCACCAGCAAAGCACCCCCACACCAUCACACCUUCUCCUCCGUGCUUCACGGUGGGAACCACACAUGUGGAGUUCAUCCUUUCACCUACUCUGCAUCUCACAAAGACAUGGCGGUUGGAACUAAACAUCUCAAAUUUGGACUCAUUAGAUUUCCACCAGUCUAAUAUACAUUGCUCGUAUUUCUUGGCCCAAUCAAGUCUAUUCUUCUCAUUGGUGUCAUUUAGUAGUGUUUUCUUUGCAGCAAUAGACCAUGAAUGCCUGAUUCACACAGUCUCCUCUGAACAGUCGAUGUUGAGAUGUCUGUUUUUUUAACUCUGUGAAGCAUUUAUUUGGCCUGGGUCUUCCUUUCCUGUGGCGGUCAUGAGAGCCAGUUGCAUCAUAGCGCUUGAUGAUUUUUGCGAUUGCACUUGAAGAAACUUUCACCUUUCUUGAAAUUUUCCGCAUUGGCUGGCCUUCAUGUCUUAAUGUAAUGAAGGACUGUCAUUUCUCUUUGCUUAUUUGAGCUGUUCCUGCCAUAAUAUGGACUUGGUCUUUUACCAAAUAGGGCUAUCUUCUGUAUGCCACCCCUACCUUGACACCACAACAGAUUGGCUCAAAUGUAUUAACUUCUAUACAAGGCACACCUGUUAAUUGAAAUGGAUUCCAGGUGACUACCUCAUGAAGCUGGUUGAGAGAAUGCCAAGAGUGUGCAAAGCUGUCAUCAAGGCAAAGGGUGGCUACAUUGAAGAAGAAAAACUUUUUGGGUUACGACAUGAUUUCUUAUGUGUUAUUUCAUAAUGUUGAUGUAUUCACUAUUAUUCUACAAUGUAGAACAUAGUAAAAAUAAAGAAAAACCCUGGAAUGAGUAGGUGUUCAAACAUUUGACUGGUACUGUAUAUAAAUCCAUCCAUGUUUGAGGAUGUCAGGAGAUUAUGUAAAAACCGUCCACUAGGGAUAAAAGAGAGAACCGUUAACUUCAAGUAGGUUCAUCUGCCUCUGGUUCCAAAGGUUGCAUGUUCGAAACCAGCGAGAGAAAGUUAUUUCUGUUUUAAUUAAGCCUAUCCCAAACCUCAACCCUAACCUUAAGCAUUCUGAUUUAAUGCCUAAAAUGUAAGAAUUCAGAGUUAAUGCCUAAACGUCACCCUAACAUUAUAAAUUCAGAGUUAAAUGACUAAACUUAAACAACUUCGAAAUUUGACAUUUGAGAAACAUGGAUGAACGUCUAAUUCUGACAUGUGACUGUGAGCUCGUUGGUUAGUAUUCUGUAUCUGCCUGGUGUAGGGCUAACUUAUUUAAUAGCAUGCAGCCAUUACAUCACUCUGUCUAAUUUGUAAGUAUAAUGACAUCCUGUCCAAUCCAGUAUGUGGUACAAAAUAGAAACACUGCUGUAAUUAACAAAGCUUUCUCUCAAGCUUUUAGUAGCCAGUUACCAGACUGGUCAGGGUCAGUAAGAUUUUCAGAGGACUGGGGAAACAAUUCAACAAGUCCAUACCUGUUCAUAAGAUGAACAGGAUCAGGCAGUUAGUUGAUGUUUGCUGUCUUUUGAAAGUAAAUGAGCAAUGUUUGCUUUAGGGAGAGUACACUACCUUUUAGUGUACAUACUGUAAAUUACAAGGCACAUGCAAAACAUUUUUUUAAAUGGUACAAUCAAAUACCAGUAUGUGCAUAAUGGGUGGUAGGUAUUCUGACUUGAGAUCUACAGUGCAUUGAGAAAGUAUUCACACCUCUGGACUUUUUCCCCAUUUUGUUGUGUUACAGCCUGAAUUUAAAAUGUAUUUAAUUGCGAUUUUGUGUCACUGGCCUACACACAAUACCCCAUAAUGUCAAAGUGUAAUUAUGUUUUUAGAAAUAUCCCUUUGAGCAUGGUGAAGUUAUUAAUUGCACUUUGGAUGAUGUAAUCAAGAGACACAGUUACUAUAAAGAUAAUGCAAAAUUCCUAACUCAGUUGUCGGAGAGGAAGGAAACCACUCAGGGAUUUCAACCAUGAGGCCAAUGGUGACUUUAAAACAGUUACAGAGCUUAAUGGCUGUGAUAAUAGAACACUGAGGAUGGGUCAACAACAUUAUAUAUACUCCACAAUAAUAACUUAAACGACACAGUGAAAAGAAGGAAGCCUGUACAGAAUAAAAAUAUUCCAAAACAUACAUCCUGUUUGAAAAUAUGGCACUACAGACAAAUUGCAAAAAAAAACAUGGCAAAGAAAUUAACUCAAUGUCCUGAAUACAAAGUGUUAAGUUUGGGGAAAAUCCAACACAUCACUGAUUACCACUCUUCAUAUUUUCAAGCAUGGGGGUGGCUGCAUCAUGUUAUGACAAGUCAGCAUUAAACAUAAACUGGUUGUAAUAGGGGUGGCCAAACUUACUCCAAAGACUGAAGUCAGCAGGAUUUUGUUCCAGUGAAGCAGUAAUAAAACAACAAACUGAUUAAACUAAUUAACUUAUUAUGGUCUUCAGUCAAAAUAACCAUGAUAAAUUCAUUCAGGUUGAGCUGGAACAAAAACAUGCAUGAACUUGUCACACCCUGACCUUAGAUGUCUUUGUUUUCUUGAUUAUUUUUGGUUAGGUCAGGGUGUGACGAGGGUAGUUGGUUUUGUUUUUGUAUUGUCUAGGUGUUUUUUUGUCCUGUCUAGGGUUUUUGUAUAUCUAUGGGGUUUUUGUAUGUCUAGGUAAUGUGGUGGCCUGAAUUGGUUCCCAAUCAGAGGCAGCUGUUUAUCGUUGUCUCUGAUUGGCGAUCCUAUUUAGGUUACCAUUUUGGUUUUGUGGGUUAUUGUCUAUGUGUAGUUGCAUGUCAGCACUCGGUUGAUAUAGCGGCAAGGUCGUUUGUUUAGUGGUCUUCCUUUAAUUAAAGAAGAAUGUAUUCAUA
Molecule: messenger RNA, 5517 nt
Organism: Oncorhynchus kisutch (coho salmon)
Lineage: Eukaryota; Metazoa; Chordata; Actinopteri; Salmoniformes; Salmonidae
Product: lymphocyte function-associated antigen 3-like
Exons: 6
Coding region: 88-888 (266 amino acids)
Source: RefSeq, a predicted model, not a curated record